AUGGGGUGGGGCACAGUGGUUUACGAGGGCACGGUCGUCGGCUCGUCGCUGGUGGGGCUGGGCUGGGCGGGGCUGUGGUUCCUGAACCGGCGGCUGUACAAGGAGUACGAGGAGCGGCGGGUGCUGGUGCAGAUCCUCUUCGGCCUCGUCUUCGCCUUCUCCUGCAACCUCUUCGAGCUCGUUCUCUUCGAGAUCCUCCCCGUCCUCUCCAAGCAUGCGCGCUUCCUCAACUGGCACCUCGACCUCUUCUGCCUCAUCCUCCUCCUCGUCUUCGUACUCCCUUACUACCACUGCUAUCUUCUGCUCCGUAACUCAGGGGUGAGGAGGGAGCGGGCGUGGCUCGUCGCGGCGCUCUUUCUGCUGGUCUUCCUAUACGGGUUCUGGCGCAUGGGGAUUCACUUCCCCAUGCCUUCACCGGAGAAGGGUUUUUUUACGAUGCCACAGUUGGUCAGUAGGAUUGGGGUGAUUGGAGUGAGUGUCAUGGCUGUUCUUUCUGGUUUUGGUGCUGUCAAUCUGCCAUACAGUUAUCUGUCGCUCUUCAUCAGGGAAAUUGAUGAAGCAGACAUCAAAACCUUGGAACGGCAGCUGAUGCAAUCCAUGGAGACAUGUACUGCUAAGAAGAAGAAAAUUAUUUUGUCCCAGAUUGAGAUGGAGAGGAUUCAAGGAUCAGAGGAGAAGCUAAAGGCCAGAUCGUUUCUGAAGCGUAUAGUGGGAACUGUCGUCAGAUCUGUGCAGGAAGAUCAAACUGAGCAGGAUAUAAAAAACUUAGAAGCAGAAGUCCAGGCACUGGAAGAGCUUUCCAAACAGCUGUUCCUUGAGAUAUAUGAACUCCGUCAGGCUAAGAUAGCUGCUGCGUAUUCUCGAACGUGGAGAGGGCAUCUUCAGAAUCUACUUGGAUAUGCUUUGUCGGUGUAUUGUGUUUAUAAGAUGCUCAAGUCCUUGCAGAGUGUAGUCUUUAAGGAGUCAGGCUCUGUUGAUCCUGUAACAAUGACAAUAACAAUUUUCCUGAGACAUUUUGACAUUGGCAUUGAUGUUGCACUGUUAUCUCAGUACAUAUCUUUGAUGUUCAUUGGGAUGUUGGUUGUCAUAUCUGUUCGAGGUUUCUUGGCAAAUGUUAUGAAGUUCUUCUUCGCAGUUUCUAGAGUUGGGAGUGGGUCGACAACCAAUGUUGUCCUUUUCCUAUCAGAGAUCAUGGGCAUGUACUUCAUAUCUUCCAUUCUUCUUAUAAGAAAAAGCCUGGCAAAUGAAUAUAGGGUGAUCAUUACUGAUGUUUUGGGUGGUGAUGUCCAAUUUGACUUCUACCACCGCUGGUUUGAUGCUAUAUUUGUGGCUAGUGCGUUCCUGUCCUUGCUUCUGAUUUCUGCCCAAUACACCACCAGGCAAACAGACAAGCAUCCGAUUGAUUGA
This is a messenger RNA of Miscanthus lutarioriparius, 1407 nucleotides long. The record is from the annotation of a GenBank genome assembly. NCBI's taxonomy places the organism in Eukaryota, Viridiplantae, Streptophyta, Magnoliopsida, Poales, Poaceae.